This is a messenger RNA of Osmerus eperlanus (European smelt), 2055 nucleotides long. RefSeq names its product zinc finger and SCAN domain-containing protein 21-like. The transcript has 2 exons. The record is from RefSeq and is a predicted model, not a curated record. The coding region runs from base 143 to 1276 and encodes 377 amino acids. Gene Ontology annotation, molecular function: RNA polymerase II cis-regulatory region sequence-specific DNA binding; DNA-binding transcription factor activity, RNA polymerase II-specific. NCBI's taxonomy places the organism in Eukaryota, Metazoa, Chordata, Actinopteri, Osmeriformes, Osmeridae. Gene Ontology annotation, biological process: regulation of transcription by RNA polymerase II.
GUAAAAUGUAGAAGAAGCCAGUGCACUGAUCACCGGAACAGCUUAAGUUGUGUACAUCCGGCUAGAAAGAAAGCGCUUGAAGGAAACAGCUAACUUUCUCGAGCUAUAAUUUAGUAAACUAUUCGAGUUUUUCACCACCAAAAUGUCCAAACUAGAGGUGUUCAAGGAUUUUAUCACUGAGCGAUUAACAACAGCAGCUUUGGAGAUAUUUGCUGCCGCUGAAAAAUCGUUUGCAGAGUUCGAAGAGGAGAUUUCUCGUUCGAAGGAGGAGAGUGCGCGACUGCAACGGUUGUUGGAUGUUGUUACUCAACCUGAAAUCAAGAUUCACCGAGCAGAUGUGCAGCAGCUCUCUCUCCCGGAGCCCCCACAGAUUAAAGAGGAACAGGAGCUGUGGACCAGUCAGGAGGAAGAGCAGCUCCAAGGACUGCAGUCUGAAACUACAGACUCCAUGUCCAUUUCUACCAGUGUGAAACAUGACUCUGAUCAGGAGGGUGUUUCUGAAUGUUCACAUGUUGACCAAACUGUUAAAGUGGAGAACAGAAAAGGAGAUUCUCUACCCACCAACACAACUGAGGAGCAAAUCAAAGCAGAGCCUGAUGGACAAGACUAUGCAGCACCAGAACCAGGCAGUGACUCUCAGCCCCUCUCUGUUGUAGCUCCAGACUGUCCUACAGCUCAGAGUUUGGAGGAGGAACAUGGAGGAGUGCUGCUUUUUCAGAACAGAACACAAAACAUUGAGGCUCAGCCAAGGGAAAAUAUCCCACAGAGACGUAACACAAUACAUCAGUGUCAACAAUGUAACAACACUUUCAGUCAGAAAAUUAAUUUGGUUUCUCAUAUGAGGACACACACAGGAGAGAAACCCUAUCAAUGUCAAAGAUGUAACAAACGGUAUUCUCAGAAGGUUAAUCUGGUUGGACACAUGAGGACACACACGGGAGAGAAGCCAUAUCAAUGUCAGGAAUGUAGCAAAAGAUUUAGCGUGAAGUCAGAUAUGGUUAGACACAUGAGGACACACACAGGAGAGAAACCUUUUCAAUGUCAGGAAUGUAGCAAACUAUUUGCUCGAAGUGGUACUCUGGAAAAACACAUGAGGACACACACAGGAGAGAAACCUUAUCAAUGUCAGGAAUGUAGCAAACUAUUUGCUCGAAGUGAUUCUCUGGAACAACACAUGAGGACCCACACUGGUGAGAAACCAUAUCAAUGUCCGGAAUGUAGCAAACACUUUUUUCAUAAUUGUUCUCUGUAUAAACAUAUGAAGAUACACAGGUGAAAACCCGUAUCAAUGUCAACAAUGUAACAAAUCUUUUCCUGUGAGGCUGAGGCCUAUACCAUGAAGCAAGUUCAAUAUACCUGGUAUAUAUUGUAUUUAGCUGGCUUUGCCAAGCUUAACUACAGCAAACUAUAACAUUAAACAUAUAUUAAGGCUAUUAGCAACACCAUUGCUGUUGCCAAAAGCAGGAAAGAAAGCUGUAUAAAAGUUAACAUGAGGACCCACACAGGAGAGAAACCCUACAGCUGCCCACUCUGUGACUAUUUAUGUGAAACAAAUAGCCAAUGAAACAUUCACCUGCGUAUCCACAAUAGAGAAACUUCAAAGCAGUGAUGUCUUGGGCCAAGCUGUCCCAGCAGUCACCACCUGAGAGAACUUAUGUAUGACCCACAGCUGGAAGAACUACUGUCCUACACCUACUGGGACAGCACAUGCAUUAACACCAGCUCUACAGUCCAACAUGACAGGACACAGGAAAGAUACUUUACACCUGUAGUGAUGUAGGAAAGCUGUGUUAUACUGCAUAGAAUGUUGGUAAAACUAUGACUGACACUUUCACAUUUUAAACUACAUGGAUUUGUGUUGUUAAAAGUGGCUGGUAAUGUAUAGGAACUCUUGAGGGACAUGUGUGUUGUUCUAAACACACCCUGAAAAUGUAUUAGCAUUUCCAGGGACACCAGACUUGGUGGUUCUGAUGCAGAGGGUUACUGUGUCUCUCACCAAGUGAUCACUUGCUUUUGGUUUUCAGACUGUACUGAUUAUAUUUCAGAUGACACUGA